UGUGGUCUUUGGGAGAGUCCCAGGCCCCCGAGGAACUGGACAAGCCCAUUGACAACCCGCCGCAGUCCACCCUGCUCUUGGAGAUGCCCAAAAGUGGCACGGUGGUCGUCGGUGGGGACAUCACUUUUGUGGCCAAGGUGGAGGCCAAAGAUCUUCUCCGCAAACCCACCAUCAAGUGGUUUAAGGGGAAAUGGAUGGACCUGGCCAGCAAGACGGGGAAGCACUUGCAGCUCAAAGAGACCUUUGACCGCGUCACCAAGAUGCACACUUUUGAGAUGCACAUCAUCAAGGCCAAAGAAAAUUAUGCGGGCAAUUACAGAUGCGAGGUGACCUACAAGGACAAGUUUGACAGCUGCUCCUUCGACCUGGAAGUGAAAGAGGCCGGACCGUCACAGAGUAUUGAUAUCAGAUCAGCUUUCAAAAGGAGCAGUGAAGGCCAAGAAGAUGCAGGGGAGCUUGACUUUAGUGCUCUACUUAAACAUAGAGAGCAUAAGGCGCAGGACGACGCCCCCGAGGUGGACGUGUGGGAGAUUCUAAAGAAUGCCCGCCCUGAUCAGUACGAGAAGAUUGCAUUCGAGUAUGGCAUCACAGAUCUUAGAGGCCUGUUGCGCAGGAUGAAGAAGAUCCCCAAAGAGGAGAAGAAGAGUGAAGCGUUCGCCAAGAAGCUGGAGCCUGCUUAUCAGGUGGAUAAAGGCGGAAAGAUCCGCCUUAUGGUGGACCUGGCUGACCCCACAGUUGACCUCAAGUGGUACAAAAAUGGACAGGAAAUCCGUCCCAGCCCCAAGUAUAUAUUUGAGCACAAGGGCACGCAAAGGAUCUUGGUCAUCAACAACUGCGGCCCCAACGACGACGCUGCAUAUUCUGUGUCCGCAGGAGAGGAGAAGUGCUCCACGGAGCUCUUGGUCAAAGAGUUGCCAGUUAAGAUCGUUAAGGAACUGGAGGCCGUCAAGACCACCGUGAACGAGAGGAUCGAGCUGGAGUGUGAGGUGACGGAGGAAGGUGCUGCGGUCAAAUGGAUGAAGAACGGUGUUGAGAUCUCAACAGGAGUUCGAUCUAGAUAUCGAGUUAAGUGCGAGGGAACCAAACACUUCCUGGUGAUUGAUGACGCCUCCCUGGAAGACACCGGGACAUACUCCAUCAUGGCUAGUGGUGGCACGUCCGAGGCUCACAUACAGGUUGACUUGAAACCACUGAAGAUCCACCAGGACCUGCAGGACAUGAAGGUGUUGCUGGGUCAGCCUCUCAAGCUGCACUGUGAGAUCUUCCCGGGCAACGUCCCAGGCCGAUGGUACAGGAAUGGACAGCUAAUCCAAGCCAAUGACCGCAUUAACAUCCUACACAAAAAUAGGGAUCAUGAACUUUCAGUUGAAACGAGCUCCCUUCAUGAUGCUGGAGAUUACACCUUUGUACCUGAUGGCUACUCGCAGAGCCUAUCUGCCAAGAUUCAAGUCAUAGACCCUCCAAAGCUGCACCUGGAAAGUCUGAACUUCCCAGACAACACUGUGACAAUUAUAGCAGGAAACAAACUUCGCUUAGAGAUCCCCAUGAGUGGCGAACCAGUUCCCAGGGUGGUUUGGAUGAAGGGGGAAAGGGUCAUUCUUGAGUCGGGCAAUCGUGUCCGAGCUGAAACGUUUGUCGACCAGACGAGUCUGACAAUUGAUGUCGCAGAGCGAGAUGACACGGGAAACUACAACAUAGUACUCCAAAAUGAGGCUGGUGAGGCCAAAGCCGGCAUCAAAAUAAAAGUUGUAGACAUCCCUGAUGCCCCAGAACCUCCUUUGGUGCCUGUGGUUGGAGGUGAUUGGUGCUCUAUGACAUGGGAAGCCCCCAAAUACGAUGGCGCUUCACCAAUUUUAGGCUACUUCAUUGAGAGAAAAAAGAAACAGAGUUCACGAUGGAUGAGACUGAACUUUGACCUGAUCAAAGAAACAUCAUUCGAGCUCAAGAAGAUGAUUGAAGGCGUGCCGUACGAAGUGCGGGUAUUUGCAGUCAAUGCUAUCGGGGUGUCCAAGCCCAGUGAACCGUCCAAAUCAUUUACUCCUCUUGCUGUUACCAGUGAGCCCACUAUGCUGGUUGUGGAUGAUGUGACCGACACAACUGUGACCGUGAAGUGGCGUCCACCUGAAACCAUCGGAGCCGCUGGCCUUGAUGGAUAUGUAGUGGAGUACUGCCUUGAAGGAACUGAUGAGUGGAUAAAAGCAAACGACGAACUGAUAGAGAAGACCAGAUACACCCUCACAGGACUAAAACCUGACUCCAAAAUCUUAAUUCGGGUUAAGGCCAUGAAUGCCGCUGGAGCCAGCGCUCCACGGACAACUCAGCACGCUGUUCUUGUUAAAGAGGUUAUUGAACCACCCAAGAUCCGCGUCCCACGACACCUGAAGCAAACUUACACCCGAAGAGUUGGAGAACCAGUCAACCUUGUGGUGCCAUUUAUGGGAAAACCCAGGCCAAAGGUCACUUGGCUGAAGGACGGUCAACCCAUAGAUCCGGCCCUCGUAAACAUCCGCAACACAGACUCCGAUAGCAUCAUCUUCAUCCGUAAAGCCGAGCGCAGUCACUCUGGGAAGUAUGAAAUGACGGUGCAGGUAGAAAACCACGUGGAUUCAGCCGUAAUGGACAUACAAGUCAUAGACCUCCCUGGGCCGCCCCAGAGUGUGACCAUUGAGGAAGUAUGGGGAGAAAAUGUGGCUCUCAGCUGGACGCCACCAAGGGAUAAUGGCAACGCACAGAUAACAGGAUACACCAUUCAGAAGGCAGACAAGAAGACAAUGGAAUGGUUCACAUGCCUGGAGCACUACCAUCGCAACUUUAUCGCCAUCACCGAACUGGUGGUUGGGAAUGAGUACUACUUCCGGGUCUACUCGGAGAACAUGUGUGGACUAAGCGAAUCAGCCACCCAAACCAAGAAAAGUGCCAUCAUCGCCAAAGAAGGCAUGCAGAUUAAAAUUCCAGAGUACAACAACCACGACUUCAACCAAGCGCCCCUGUUCACACAGCCGCUGAUCACCACGUUAGCCGUCGCCGGCUACAACACCACUCUCAACUGCAGCGUGCGCGCUCACCCCAAGCCCAAAGUGAGCUGGAUGAAGAACAAGAUCACCAUCAACGACGACCCGCGCUACCGCAUGUUCAGCAACCAAGGGGUGUGCACUCUGGAGAUCAGAAAGCCCAGCCCUUACGAUGGCGGCAUGUACACAUGCAAGGCCAUCAACGACUUGGGAGAGGCCACGGUGGAGUGUAAGCUGGAGGUCAAAGUCCACAAUCAAGAAUCAUGAAUAUGUUUGUUCUCAUAAAAGGAGGGUUUACCUUCUACGAACUCAUGAAACGCGGAGUGCCCCUUCACCUGAUUGACAAGUACAUGAACGAGACGAAAGAGGUGGAACAAGACAAGUAGCAGAAAAGGGAACAGUGAGACUUGUUUAGCUUUUGGCCCGACUGUGCGAUGCUCCUCCUCUCUCACCUUCUGAGGCCAGCAGCCUGCAAGCGGCGACGGGCGUGUGAAGGUGGGGAGGAAGGAAGCAUUCGACUUUGUUUCUUUGUACGUCUUAGUCGGCUCAGAUGCAUGUCAGCAGCUCUUCUUUGUUUUGGCUCCACAUUUGAUUCAGCGUGUAAACAAAUUUGGCACAAACAGCGGAGCAUUUUUGUGUUAUUUGUUUUUUCUGGAGGGGGAGUGCUUAGUAAUGGUGAAUUUUGGGGCAACAAGGAGCCUAUAAAAAAUGUUUGGUGUUUCUAUGGCGACUCUAAAUUUCUGAAUGGCAAGAAAAAUGAAUAUAGACUGAAGAACUGUUAUUGGAUGUGUUGCAGACCGCCCCUAUUGUUCAGAUGGCAGGCCGAUAUUAUAAAAAUAAAAGGUUAAAUCUAUUUUCUGCAUGAAAUGUUGGACGAAUAUUUGUUUCUUGGGCUAUGAUGGAGGCUGACUCAAGUGCGCAUGCCUUUACCUUUGUAAUUAUGGAUUACAAUAAAUGGCAAUUUUAACUA
Nerophis ophidion (straightnose pipefish) is the source of this 3981-nucleotide messenger RNA. RefSeq names its product myosin binding protein C1 (gene mybpc1). The transcript has 26 exons. NCBI's taxonomy places the organism in Eukaryota, Metazoa, Chordata, Actinopteri, Syngnathiformes, Syngnathidae. Gene Ontology annotation, molecular function: protein binding. The record is from RefSeq and is a predicted model, not a curated record. The coding region runs from base 84 to 3278 and encodes 1064 amino acids.